CUCCAGUCACAUUAACUACCAUAUAGUUAUGGAACUCAUUGUAGCAUUUUUCCUUUCUCCUUUCCUAUUUUCUCUCUCAAUUUCAUUUGUUCAAGCGGUAAAUUUUAGUUUCAGCACUGAACUUAUUCACAGGGAUUCACCAAGUUAUCCAUUCUUCAACCCUUCAGAAACUACCGUUAGUCGCUUAGCUAAAGCUAUGCAACGUUCUUUUAACAGAGUCAAUCAGUUUAAUGACCCAAAUAAAAUAGUUCAAUCUCCAUUAAUCUUCUUUAAUGGUGAUUAUCUAAUGAAAAUAUCACUUGGUACUCCAGGUACUGAAAUUCUAGUCUAUAUAGCUUCUGAAAGUGAUUUUAUAUGGAUACCAUGUUUAUCAUCUAUACCAAUAUGUAAAAACUGCACAGGUAGAAUGAUUGAUCCUUCUAAAUCCUCAACUUUCAAUUAUGUAUUUUGUAAGUCCAAUGAGUGUCAAAAAAAUAACGGAGUCGCUUGCAUAUCAAACAACUGUCAUUUCUCAUGUGAUUCUGCAGACCAAGUUUCUUGUCCAAAUGGAGACCUUGCUACAGACACAAUCACCUUGAGCUCCAUUAAUACUACACUUUCCCUUCCCAAUAUUAAUUUUAUCUGCGGAAAUAACAUUUCCAGUGACUUUCCAGGAAUUGGUUUUGUCGGUCUUGGACAUGGGUCACUUUCUUUAAUAUCCCAAAUGGAUCAUCUGAUAGAUGGAAAAUUUGCUUACUGUCUAGUACCUUACUCUUCUAACCAGUCUAGCAAAAUCGAUUUUGGGUGGAAAGGUGUGGUUGAAGGUGAUGGUGCAGUUUCUACACCAUUGAUCCAAAACAUCGGUAUAGGCAGUUACAGUGUUAUUCUCGAAGGAAUUACUGUAGGAAACAAGAGUACUGUAACUAUUGGUGAAAUAAAUGGAGCCUAUAUUGAUACAGGGACAAUGUUAACAUACUUGCCAAGCGAUGCCUAUGAUUUGCUACAACAAGAGGUUAUAAAAGCUAUUAAUCAGAAGCCUAUGGAAGAAGAUGAUACUCCAAGACUGCCUCUUUGCUAUCUGUACACACCUGAGUUUAAUCCUCCUAUAAUCACAAUAAAUCUUAGAGGUGGGAAUGUUGAAUUAGGCACUGGAAAUACAUUUAUAAGAGUCACCCAAGACGUUGUUUGUUUUGCUUUUGCUCCUAGUUCUGGGAAGGAAGCUAUUAUUGGUAAUUGGCAACAGAUGAACUUUUUAGUAGGUUAUGAUCUUAAAGAAGGAAUUAUAUCUUUCAAGCCAACUGAUUGCAGUAAAUAUUAACUGGAUGGAUAGGUAGAUUCCUGUUUGUUUCAAUUAUAUCAUGUUUCUUGUAACAGAAUAAGCAAUAUCGAUCAAGAAUUUUACAUGUGAAAUUAUUAAAAAAAAGAAAAGAAAAGAAAAGAAAAGAAAAGUUCUGGCUAGUAUUUUCUACUCCCUCA
This is a messenger RNA of Jatropha curcas, 1455 nucleotides long. RefSeq names its product aspartic proteinase CDR1. The record is from RefSeq and is a predicted model, not a curated record. NCBI's taxonomy places the organism in Eukaryota, Viridiplantae, Streptophyta, Magnoliopsida, Malpighiales, Euphorbiaceae. Gene Ontology annotation, cellular component: extracellular region.